Molecule: messenger RNA, 993 nt
Organism: Cannabis sativa
Lineage: Eukaryota; Viridiplantae; Streptophyta; Magnoliopsida; Rosales; Cannabaceae
Product: 14 kDa proline-rich protein DC2.15
Exons: 1
Coding region: 310-696 (128 amino acids)
Source: RefSeq, a predicted model, not a curated record
AAACACAAGCAUACAAAAACAAAAUACACAACUUGGCUGCAAUAAUAUAUGAUCAUAUCCUUUUCUACGUAUACUCUAGCUAUCUCUUCCACUCAAUCAAAUCCAUCAACAAGAACCUCACAAUUCCUCUUUAAAAACAACCCCACCCUCCUCCCAAUAGGGCACAAUGCAUCUAUACAUCACAAAAUAAUACAAUUAAUUAUAUAUAUAGUAUAGCUAGAGAAUAUAUCUUUCAUAUAUUUUUCUCUAUAUAUCUCUCUUUCUCCUUAUAGCCAAAACAAUAAUAAUAAAAUAAUAUAGCUAGUCAAUAUGGCUUCUUCUGGUAACAAGGUUUUUGCAGCCAUUGUAAUAAUGUCCAUCCUUAAUUUGCACACUUGCUACGCUUGUCACAAUACCAAUAAGUGCAAGCCACCAACACCGGCGUCAGCUCCGCCCGCGGAAUAUUGCCCAAAAGACACGUUGAAGCUAGGAGUGUGUGUGGACGUGCUGGGAUUGGUGAAUAUAGUGGUUGGUAGCCCUCCAACUACCAAAUGCUGUGCUCUCCUCCAAGGCUUGGCAGAUUUAGAGGCAGCCUUGUGUCUCUGCACAGCUCUUAAGGCCAAUGUACUUGGUAUCAACAUCAACAUACCAGUUGCUCUUAGUGUCCUCCUAAGUGCUUGCCAAAAAACACUUCCACCAGGCUUCACAUGCCAAUAAAUUAAGAUGACCACCCUACCCUUUACGUACGUAUACGUACUAAUUAAAAAGAAAAAAAUCGUCCUGGUGGUGGUACGUGUCUUGCAUGUUUUUGUUUUUAAUUGUGAUUUUCUUCUCCAAUAUUAAUUUGUUGGAGAGGGAGAUCGAGUACGUACUUAAUUAGUUAAUGUGUUUUAUUAUAUUUUAAUUCGUUUUCGAUAAUAAAGUAGGCACAUCUCUUUGCCUAUGUGUAUUGUGUAAGAUCUGGUUUUAAUGGAAUGAAUAAUACGUACGUAAUAUUUGUUAUUGCCUUCGAAA